CGGUAACUGCUGUACUACGGUUUUGUAACGUAUGUAAUUUCUUUAAUAUAUUGUAUUACUCUUCGUAUCAAAACAAAGGACCAAAUUAAAAGAAAAGGAUUCUUUAUUACACCUCGACUAACCUACAUUAUGUAUCACGCAUCCAGUUUGCAACAAAGGACGGCACGGUCCGGCGCGCCCUUUCAUAACUCGUUAUAUAACGUUACGCUGCGCUGUUUGUCUGUCAGUCUCUGUAAGCUGGUGAAUAAGGGUCAUUGUCAGUGAUAUUAUAAAAAAUAAAUAAUUAUUUUUCAAAUGCAAGUAAUUGUAGAGUGAAAGUUAUUACGAAAGCGUCGCGCUCUAUUUUCUUCGGCAUUUAGUUGUGGUUAAAUAAUUCUGUAAGUUUAUUGAAUAGAAGUUAAUUUUUAUUCAAGAAAACAAACUACCCAGUCACAAGUAAAUUAAUAAUAAUAUUUAAAAGCUUCUUCGUGCCAUGUUUUUUGACAUACUCUAGCUACUAACUGAACCAUACAGAGUAUUUGUGGCGUACAGAUCUGACUAAAGUUGCCCUGAAGGUAUAAGAUGUCAGGCUACAAUCAACCUGGAGCCAAGAGGCAGAAGGUGCGAGAGGCAAGACCGGGAGACAAUGUUGACUACUUUCAAGGCAUAGACAAGGUAGAGUACAACAACCUAGCGCCGCCGACGGACGGUAGCGGGUACCGGUACUACUGCAGCGAGCGCGUGCACUCCCGCGCUUUGGACGACUGGCUGAAGCUCAGCGUUUGUCUUUCGGAUUUUAGAAACGGGUCAGACAGCCACAAGUCCCCCCACCGGCCGUGGGACGACGGAUCCCACACCAUAGACAACCACAAGCGCUGCAUCAAGGCUCUCUUCGACUUCUGCACCAAACUGGGCAUCAAAUACUGGACUGCUUUCGACUCGGACCUGGUGCCGUAUUGCGAUAGUUGGGAAGAAAACAAGCAGCAUUGGGAUGAAGUUGUGGAGUUUGUGCAGGAGUUGGGACAGAGGAGCCAUGUUAAGCUGCUGUGGCUGGCGCCUGAUUUGCAUUCGCAUCCGCGAUAUGCCUCCGGUGCCUUCACGAGUAACGAAUCCACGACAUACGCCCAGGCCGCGACGCAAAUCAAGAAAUGCCUCGAAGUGAGUCAGCGCCUCAACGCUGAAUGUUUUCUUAUCUGGCCACACAGAGAAGGCUACGAUAAUAUCUUCCAGACUGACGUCACCAGAGAAAUAAAACUAUUCGCAAAACUAUUGAAAAUCACCGCCGAAUACAAAGACAGGCUGAAUUACAGAUGCCAGCUCCUAAUGAUGCCGUAUUACAACUGUAAUUCGAGAUAUUACAACUGUAAUUUUGGCAGCUGGCAACACCAGAGUUGGAGGGACGAUGUCGUGAACAGAUACAUGUGGGAUGUGACGAGUUGUUUGUACUUUUUGAAGAGCUACAAUUUGGAGAGAUAUUACAAAGUGUGCUCGCCGCCUGGACAUCACAUGUUUAUGGCCAAUGUGUAUAACAUGUUGGGCGGCGUGGUCAUCACCAAUGAUGUGGACCAUUACAACACGAAGCAAUUCACGCUCAUGAUGAAAUGCAUCAUUGAUCAGGGUAACCCCCUCAUAGGGGGUAUUAACCUCAAGCUGUCCCCGCGCCGAGACAGCGACUUGCGAGAGCUAGUGACGCACUGCGUGAAGUAUGUGGACGCGCUCGCUAAAGGUCUCAGAUUCGCAGCCGGAAUGGUAGCGGAGCAGAUGUUCGCUAAACAUUUACAGCAAAGAUACGCGUCGUACUACAGCGGGUUCGGUUCCCGGCUGGUCAGCAGCGACGUUUCGAUGGAAGAGUGCGAGGAAUACUACAAAAAGAACCACAGUUCCCACAGUGAAGUGCCGAUAGCAAAAUACGAGCAUUUCGACUUGACGCUGCAACGCUACCUGGACUCCAGUGAACACGUCUGACCAAACAACAAUGGGUUUUAGUUGUAAGUACUUAAAGUUGUUUUUACCUUACAAUAAAUAUCGUUAGUCUACGGUUAAUUUAGUCGACUAAAAUGUAAAAAAUAAUACAUAAUUUUAGUUCAAUUAGUCCUUGACAUUAAGCUCUGGUUUAAA
Messenger RNA from Ostrinia furnacalis (Asian corn borer), 2097 nucleotides. Its product is annotated as xylose isomerase-like. The transcript is spliced from 8 exons. Lineage: Eukaryota; Metazoa; Arthropoda; Insecta; Lepidoptera; Crambidae. The record is from RefSeq and is a predicted model, not a curated record. Gene Ontology annotation, molecular function: xylose isomerase activity. Gene Ontology annotation, biological process: carbohydrate metabolic process. Bases 562 to 1944 code for a protein of 460 amino acids.